AUGAUGGUGGUGUCGUUAUAAAUUUUGUUUUAUUAAACUGAUACAUGACAUAAAUAUUUCAUUUACUAGUGAAUAGUGAAUACUAAGUUAUACGACUAUUAAAUUUGAUUAAAAACAACGAAAAAAACAGAGUGACGCUUUAAAGAUGGUCCAACGACGUCGUGAGUCUCUGCUCCUUCGUUUGAGUACAAUACUCUGCAAUGGAAAUCCCUGGAUUCGAAGUGAUGGUGCAUUGACUAACACAGAGCUUAGAAUGACGAAUCAAAGGCUUCGAGGUCUGAUCUGGUGGCGAAAAUGGACCAGAAGAGAGUGGACCAUCGCAGCCGUCGGAUUCACUAUACUGAUCUUGGUUUUCUCCCUUCUCUCCAAUUCACGGACCAAAAAUCUCUCCGCCACUGAUUCUGAUUGGGUCCCCUUAACCUUGUUGCGCAAUGCCAAGAACAGAGGCGCCUUUUGUUUGGAUGGGAGUAUUCCUGGAUACCAUUUUCAAAAGGGCUUUGGAUCUGGCUCUGUGAACUGGGUUCUUCACAUUGAGGGUGGAGGUUGGUGCAAUACAAUAGAGUCGUGUUCUGUUCGUAAGAACACUGCAUUAGGUUCUUCGAAGUACAUGGACCAUCAAGUUCAAUUUAAUGGAAUUUUGGGCCAUGACCCAUCACAAAAUCCUGAUUUCUUUAACUGGAACAAAGUCAAGAUACGUUAUUGUGACGGUGCAUCUUUUGCUGGCCACCCUGAAAGUGAGUCUAAGCAUGGAAAGGAACUCUUCUUCAGAGGCCAGCUUAUCUGGGAAGCACUACUAGAUGAACUCUUGUCAAUAGGAUUGUCUAAUGCCAGACAAGCACUUCUUUCAGGAUGCUCUGCUGGAGGGUUGGCAACUCUUAUACACUGUGAUAAUUUUAGAGAAAUUUUGCCAAAGGCUGCUAAUGUCAAGUGUCUUUCUGAUGCAGGCUUUUUUCUUAACCAGAUAGAUAUUGCUGGAAAUCACACCAUUGAAUCUUUUUAUCAUGAUGUUGUCCACCUACAGGGUGUAGCAAAAGGCUUGGACAAGGAUUGUAUGGCAAGAACAGAACCGUUUAAGUGUUUCUUUCCUCAAGAAUUUAUUAAUAACAUAAAGACACCACUUUUCCUCGUCAACCCUGCUUAUGAUUUUUGGCAGAUACAACACAUCUUGGUACCUGAUGCAUCGGAUCUGCAUCACAGCUGGUUCAAAUGCAGGCUGAAUAUUCGUGACUGUAAUCCCAGCCAAAUUGAAGUACUCCAAGGUUUUAGGAAUUCAUUGCUAGAUGCGCUCAAAGAAUUCCAGCGGAACAAGGAAGGGGGAAUGUUUAUAAAUUCUUGCUUUAUUCAUUGUCAGACAUGGACGGCUGAGACAUGGCAUUCUCCCAUUUCUCCGAGAAUCAACAAUAAGACAAUUGCAGAGUCUGUAGGCGAUUGGUACUUCGACCGGGAAGUAGUGAAACAAAUUGAUUGUGCUUAUCCUUGCAAUCCUACUUGCUACAAUAUGGAAUUUACUCAGAGCUGAUGACACUUGAGACUUUUUCUGGCUCGCUUAUGGUUUAUGCUCAGCUUCAUCCCCAGUUUCUUGGCUUUCAGCACCAUAAAUCAUCUUCUCUUCAGCUAAAGUGCGAUUAGGAGUUAAAAUUGAAGAUGCACAAAUAUACAGUAGUUGAUGGCAUCAUAAGAUGGGACUAACUACAUAAUUUGCUGCUUUGUGCUUCAUGGAAUCUGUACUCAACUGGAUCAAGCCAUUUCAUGUAUUUUAAUUUUACUGUGAUACUUUUUGUAUAAUCACAUUCUUGUACUAUUACGAGUUCCCCAUCGGCUUAAUCCUGAAUUGGAUUUCUUUUCUACC
This is a messenger RNA of Cornus florida, 1849 nucleotides long. RefSeq names its product pectin acetylesterase 5-like. The record is from RefSeq and is a predicted model, not a curated record. The coding region runs from base 146 to 1519 and encodes 457 amino acids. The transcript is spliced from 12 exons. Lineage: Eukaryota; Viridiplantae; Streptophyta; Magnoliopsida; Cornales; Cornaceae. Gene Ontology annotation, molecular function: hydrolase activity.